Molecule: messenger RNA, 2837 nt
Organism: Cyprinodon variegatus (sheepshead minnow)
Lineage: Eukaryota; Metazoa; Chordata; Actinopteri; Cyprinodontiformes; Cyprinodontidae
Gene: afg2a
Product: spermatogenesis associated 5
Exons: 17
Coding region: 64-2748 (894 amino acids)
Cellular component (GO): cytoplasm
Molecular function (GO): ATP hydrolysis activity; ATP binding
Source: RefSeq, a predicted model, not a curated record
GUUUACUGCUCCGCUUCAUGUUUACACAUGUUUUAAGUUUCACGUGGAGAAUCCUCAUUGAUAAUGUCUUCUAAGAAGAAUAAAAACAAAUCGAAAAGAGUGAGCGAGGGAGAUAAUUCACUGAUUCAGAAUGAUGAGUCCUGCAAUCUGCAAACAUCUGGGCUGGAUGGAGGAACCUGCAGAACUUCCAACUGCAACUCAUUCGCUGUUAUGGAUUUCAUUGAAAAAGCCGAUGAUAAAACACCCAGAAGUUGCCGAUGGACUUUAGCUCAGCUGAGCCUCAAUUCUAUGAAGUCUGCAGGUGUUUGCAUCGGGAGGCCGGUCCUGCUGACGAGUCCUUCAGGACGCCAAGAGGUGUGCCUGGGUUGGCCUGUUGCAUCGUUUCCAGGCGGAAAAGUUGGCCUUCAGAAAUCUGCUCAGAAGAAUCUGGGGAUUAAACCAGGGGAGGCGGUGGUGCUGCACCCGGUAACGGGUCCUGUGGUCCAGAUUGAAGAAGUGGUUCUCUCUAAUCGGUCAAAGGAUGAAACUCUUGAUGCAGAUGAAUUCAAGAACUUCUUAGUGAGGACUUUGGCUGGAAGCAUCAUCCUCCCAGGAAACAUUGUCUUUCUGAGUUAUUUUGGACGCUCCUGCAGUCUUCGGGUUGAAACCAUCAGAGGGGAGGACGGCGUCACCCUCCAGAGACCGGCUGCUCCUCUGGGAGCUCCUCCUGAUACAGACUCCUCAGUGCUGAACUCCACAUCAGCCGAUCUCUCCCUGCAGCUCAGCAUGCUCACUGUAGAUGACGACGCCACACCAGGCACACCCGGACAGCCGCGCCCAGCUGCUAGCACCCCUCUCCGAUCGGCUCCUCUUCCCUCCGUCUCACCGCCUGCCGCUCCUCUCACUCCUUCCUCCACCUCCUUCAAUCCCUCCACUGCUGAGUCUGCAGAAGAGGCCGAUCCUGACGACUGCACUGGUUCAGGGCAUUCUGAAAAGACGUCCACAGCGCCCACUGCUGGUUUUACGUGUAGUGACACGUUCUACUGUGUCACGUGUUCCACCAAAGUCAGACUUAGCAGCAGAGCAGGGCAGAGAGACUCAGACAAAGAUGAAGAAGUCCCCAAAUCAAAGGUCACAUAUAGCAUGAUUGGUGGUCUGAGCAGCCAGCUGGAUGCCAUCAGAGAAACCAUCGAGCUCCCCCUCAAACAACCAGAGCUUUUCACUAACUACGGUAUCUCGCCUCCUCGAGGGGUUCUCCUCUACGGACCGCCAGGCACGGGAAAGACUAUGAUUGCCCGAGCCAUAGCCAACGAACUGGGCGCUCACAUGGUGGUGAUCAACGGGCCAGAGAUCAUCAGCAAAUUUUAUGGCGAAACAGAAGCGAAGUUAAGACAGAUAUUCACAGACGCAUCUCAGAGGCAGCCUGCGAUCAUCUUUAUAGAUGAGCUGGACGCUUUGUGCCCAAAGCGAGAAGGAGCUCAGAAUGAGGUGGAGAAACGAGUCGUCGCUUCUCUCCUGACUCUGAUGGACGGCAUCGGUUCGGAGGGUCACUCAGGCCAGCUGUUGGUCCUGGGGGCCACAAACAGGCCCCAGGCCCUCGACCCUGCUCUGCGCAGGCCAGGACGCUUUGACAAGGAGUUAGAGGUGGGGGUUCCUGGUAGUGCAGAGCGAGCGGAUAUUCUGCAGAAGCAGCUAAGUAUGGUGCCGUGCAGCGCCAGCGCAGAGGAGCUGAUGCAGCUGGCCGAUGUCGCACACGGAUACGUUGGAGCAGAUCUAGCUGCUGUUUGCAAAGAAGCAGGUCUGCAUGCACUAAGGCGAGCUCUGGGAGCUUCCAACCAAGCAUCUGACCAGCAGCUGAAGGGGAAGGUGACCGUCUCUCUGCAGGACCUCCAGUGGGCCAUGACUGUGGUAAAGCCCAGUGCAAUGAGAGAGGUUGCUAUCGACGUUCCUAAGGUCCGCUGGUCUGAUGUUGGUGGGAUGGCAGAGGUGAAGCUGAAACUGAAGCAGGCCGUGGAGUGGCCCCUGAGGCACCCGGAGGCCUUUACCCGCAUGGGGAUCCAACCACCAAAAGGAGUCCUGCUCUAUGGGCCCCCAGGCUGCUCCAAAACCAUGAUAGCCAAAGCCCUGGCCAAUGAAAGUGGCCUCAACUUUCUGGCUAUUAAAGGUCCAGAAUUACUGAGCAAGUAUGUUGGGGAGUCUGAAAGAGCAGUUCGAGAGGUGUUUCGGAAGGCGAGGGCCGUCUCUCCAUCCAUCGUCUUCUUUGAUGAGAUCGAUGCUCUUGCCAGCGAAAGAGGAAGCUCCGCAGGGUCCAGCGGCGUAGGCGACCGGGUCCUGGCUCAGCUGCUGACAGAGAUGGACGGCAUCGAGCAGCUCCGAGAUGUCACCGUCCUGGCCGCCACCAACCGACCCGACAUGAUCGAUAAGGCUCUGAUGCGUCCAGGUCGCCUUGACCGGAUCGUCUUUGUUCCCCUACCUGAUGCUGCGACCAGACGGGAGAUUUUCUCCCUGCAGUUCCGUAACAUGCCUGUAGCAGAGAACGUUUCCCUCGAUGAGCUGGUGACUCGGACCAAUAAGUAUUCUGGAGCAGAGAUAACAGCAGUAUGCAGAGAGGCCGCCCUCCUGGCCCUGCAGGAGGACAUCAAAGCCGAGCACAUCGAGGCCAGGCACUUUGAAAAUGCCCUGAACACAGUGAAGCCCCGAAUCCCCGACUCUCUCAUCCAGUCAUACAUCAGCUAUCAGCAGCAGCACAGUGGCCUCUGCUUCUUCUGACUGCACCACUCUGGGACAUUUAUCUCAUUUUCAGUUGCUUUUUACAUUAUGUGUACAAUUGUUGCUAUUUGUGCUGCAAAAUAAAAUUU